ACUGAUCAUCAGGGCACUGAUGAUCAGUGUAGCCCCAUCAGUGCCACCUGUCAGUGUCCAUCAAUGCCACCUGUCAGUGCUCAUCAGUGCCACACCAAUGCCAUAUAUCAGUGCCUACCAGUGCCACCUAUCAGUGCUGCCAAUCAGUGUCACCUAUCACUGCCAUCAGUGCCACCUAUCAGUGCGCCUAUCAGUGCCAUAUAUGAGUGCUUCUUUCAGUGCCCAUCAGUGAUGCCUGUCAAUGCCCAUCAGUGCCACCUACCAGUGCCUCCUUAUCAGUGCUGCCUAUCUGUGCCCAUCAGUGCAGCCUAUCAGUGCCCAUCACUGCAGCCUCAUUAGCGCACAUCAGUG
Staurois parvus is the source of this 351-nucleotide messenger RNA. The record is from the annotation of a GenBank genome assembly. NCBI's taxonomy places the organism in Eukaryota, Metazoa, Chordata, Amphibia, Anura, Ranidae.